This is a messenger RNA of Botrytis byssoidea, 1350 nucleotides long. RefSeq lists its product as uncharacterized. The record is from RefSeq and is a predicted model, not a curated record. Gene Ontology annotation, cellular component: cytosol. Bases 1 to 1350 code for a protein of 449 amino acids. NCBI's taxonomy places the organism in Eukaryota, Fungi, Ascomycota, Leotiomycetes, Helotiales, Sclerotiniaceae. Gene Ontology annotation, biological process: L-methionine cycle. The transcript has 3 exons. Gene Ontology annotation, molecular function: adenosylhomocysteinase activity.
AUGUCUGCCCCAGCAUCCAAGUUCAAGGUCGCUGACCUCAGUCUUGCUGCCUUCGGUCGCAAGGAAAUCGAGCUCGCUGAGAAUGAGAUGCCAGGUUUGAUGGCCACUCGUGAGAAGUACGCUGCCGAUCAACCUUUGAAGGGUGCCCGUAUUGCUGGAUGUUUACACAUGACCAUCCAAACUGCUGUCUUGAUUGAGACCCUCACAUUCCUCGGAGCUGAGGUUACCUGGUCAUCAUGCAACAUUUUCUCCACCCAAGACCAUGCCGCUGCUGCUAUUGCUGCCGCCGGUGUCCCAGUCUUUGCCUGGAAGGGUGAGACCGAGGAGGAAUACAACUGGUGUUUGGAACAACAACUCGUUUCCUUCAAGGAUGGCAAGAGCUUGAACUUGAUCCUAGAUGACGGUGGAGAUCUUACUCAACUCGUGCACAACAAAUACCCAGAGAUGUUGAAGGACUGCUAUGGCGUUUCUGAGGAGACCACCACUGGUGUUCACCACUUGUACAAGAUGUUGAAGAACAAGGGUCUCCUUGUCCCAGCUAUCAACGUUAACGACUCCGUCACCAAGUCAAAGUUCGACAACUUGUACGGAUGCCGUGAGUCUUUGGUCGAUGGUAUCAAGCGUGCCACCGAUGUCAUGAUUGCUGGUAAGGUUGCCGUUGUCGCCGGUUUCGGUGAUGUCGGAAAGGGUUGUGCUAUGGCUCUCCACGGAAUGGGUGCCCGUGUCAUUGUCACUGAGAUUGAUCCUAUCAACGCUCUCCAAGCUGCCGUUUCCGGAUACCAAGUCAUGCCAAUGGAGAAGGCCGCUUCCCAAGGUCAAAUCUUCGUUACCACAACUGGAUGCAGAGACAUCUUGACUGGUGAGCACUUCGAGGCCAUGCCAAACGACGCUAUCGUCUGCAACAUUGGUCACUUCGAUAUUGAGAUUGACGUUGCCUGGUUGAAGGCAAACGCUGCCAGCGUUCAAAACAUCAAGCCCCAAGUCGACAGAUACCUCAUGAAGAACGGUCGUCACAUCAUCCUCCUUGCUGAGGGUCGUCUCGUUAACUUGGGAUGUGCUACCGGUCACUCUUCCUUCGUCAUGUCCUGCUCCUUCACCAACCAAGUCCUUGCUCAAAUCAUGUUGUUCAAGUGCGAGGAUGAGGCUUUCGGUCAAAAGUAUGUCGAGUUCGGCAAGACCCAAAAGCUCGAGGUUGGUGUCUACGUUCUCCCAAAGAUCUUGGACGAGACCGUUGCCAAGCUCCAUUUGGCACACGUCAACGCCGAGUUGUCCAAAUUGACCCCAGUUCAAGCUGAGUACCUUGGACUUGAGGUUGAGGGACCAUUCAAGGCUGAGAUCUACAGAUACUAG